Colletes gigas is the source of this 1599-nucleotide messenger RNA. RefSeq names its product transcription elongation factor S-II (gene TfIIS). The record is from RefSeq and is a predicted model, not a curated record. Gene Ontology annotation, cellular component: nucleus. Gene Ontology annotation, molecular function: nucleic acid binding; zinc ion binding. The transcript has 4 exons. Lineage: Eukaryota; Metazoa; Arthropoda; Insecta; Hymenoptera; Colletidae. Gene Ontology annotation, biological process: transcription elongation by RNA polymerase II; DNA-templated transcription. Bases 363 to 1148 code for a protein of 261 amino acids.
UACUGUUGGUAGCCCUCUAGUAGGUGAACUCGAAAAAAGCCUCCGCACGCGACAGAUAAACCUUAACGCGCUUCGAGUUGCUACCCAGUAUUGAACUCCGUAUCACAAGUCACGGUUAUAUCAGGAGUUUGUUGUUCCUUCGCUCCGUGUGUUGUAUGUGUUUAUAUUGGUUUUUUGAGUAAAACCCACUGAAUUUUCAUAAUGAGCGCCGAGGAAGAAGUACUUCGGAUUCAAAAGAAAUUACACAAGAUGUCGAGCGGCGACGGGACGGUGAGUAAGGUCAGGAACAAGCAUUGGAACUACUUAAAAUAUUACAAAAGUUACCUGUUGACUUAGAACUUUUGACUAAAACGCGUAUCGGUAUGACUGUUAAUGCAUUAAGAAAAUCAAGCAAAGACGAGGAAGUUAUAUCGUUGUCCAAAACUCUUAUAAAAAAUUGGAAGAAAUUUUUAUCUGGAUCAAAUAAAGAGAAGGAUUCUACUUCCUCGAGUAGUUCGAAAAAGAGGGAGGACAAAUCAGAGAAAAAUAAAGAUGACGGGGAUCAAAAGAAAGAUAAAGAUAAUAUGGAUGGUAGCGAUGUUAAAAUGAAAGAAGAGAAACCUCAUAAAGAUUUUCAAAGAAAACAAUCUACAUUCCCUGCUCCUACUACAACAGAUGCUGUUAGGCUUAAAUGUAGAGAACUUUUAGUAUCGGCUUUAAGAGUGGAUGGAAACGCUAUGGAGGGUUGCGCCAGUCCGGAGGAAUUGGCCGAAGAAUUGGAAGAGGCAAUUUAUGCGGAAUUUAAAAAUACAGAUAACAGAUACAAAAACAGGGUGCGUAGUCGGGUUGCUAAUUUACGGGAUGCUAAAAAUCCGACUCUACGAACUAAUUUCAUUGCCGGUGCUAUAACGCCAGCCAGACUUGCCGUUAUGACUGCCGAAGAAAUGGCUAGUGACGAGAUAAAACAGUUAAGAGAACAAUUUAAAAAGGAGGCAAUCAAUGAUGCACAGCUUGCCACAGUUCAGGGAACGAAAACCGAUUUGUUGAAAUGUGGCAAAUGCAAAAAACGCAAUUGCACUUACAACCAAGUACAAACGCGUUCGGCCGACGAACCUAUGACUACAUUUGUGUUGUGCAACGAAUGUGGAAAUCGAUGGAAAUUUUGCUAAAUAUCUCACCUCACAGUUUUGCCCGAUCACCAUGAAGGGGAAAAUGGAUUUCAUUCAAGACCUGCCUAUUUAUCAACACAUGUUAGACUUAACGAGACAUCAUGAAAAAAAAAAUAUACCAUAUGCAAUUUUCGAGUCACAGACUGUACAUUGUUCGCUUAAAUGAUCUUUUUAAUCUCUUCACAAGUUUUAAAGAACUCUGUUUCCAUUCAAUUGUAUAUACUGGAAUUGUAAUUUACUAGGCCUGAACAUUUUAGAAUGUACAUCAAAUCUAAUGGACAAUUUGAUAAGUUAGAUGGGACGAGCAAGAAAUACUUUCGAGUAUAUUAACGCAGCAUCUAUUUAAAACUCCGUGUACGAAUGAUAUUAAAAUGAAAAUAACGUUUCUUUUUUUCCAUUGUACAAGUUUACAUGUCUUAUCUGUGGAAGAGUUCUGAAUUGUGGGUACAGA